UUUAAAACCCAAGGCAAGGCGAGCGUUCGGAACUUGGCUGCUCUUGGUAAAUACGAUGUCGGGUCUGCGGGGAAUGCGGACCGGCACGCAGAUCAGCGACCGUUACAAGGACCGCACCGUUAUCGCGUGACUGAAGUCUAAUGGCUGUCCCACGUGGGGGGCUGGAGGUUGCAUUCAACUAGUGUGUGACUUAUUGUAAACCUCGUAGUGUCCGCCUGUUGUCAUUUCUACUGGUUUAAACACGUGCUGAAUAGUUUCCGCUAUGGCUUUCCGGUAAUGAGCGGUAAGACAGUGUUUUACCCACCUGUAUACCUGUGACCAUCACCACCAGCAGUGCUUAACAUGAUGCAGGCUGUCCUGCUGGUGUUCAGUGGAUUAAAAUGGACUUUCGAGCUGCUGCUCUUAAUACUGGACCUGAACUAUUGGCUGGUGUCAAGUCUCUUUUCAUUUUUGUUCUGGACUUUACAUUUCAUAUGGAACUUACCAGUUCUCAUCAACAUGGGACUAGUGCAUACCUGGCAGGUUCUAUUGGCCCACAUAGCCCGAAUGGGUGAUUCCUGCUACAGUAUGGUGCUGAGCACUUUGCAGACCACAAGCAAUGCUUUGAAAGGAUGCCUGGCUGGCUUAGAUGGCCUUCAAUUGGUAUGGAACCUGCUCUGCCACCUACUGCUUCGAACCAAGGAGAUUAUGCAGCGUGGACUACUCAACAUUGCCUUGUCUGGGCAGACUAUUCAGCGCCAGGUGUGGGAGGUGCUAACUAUAGCAGCAAGCUUGGGAGCCUACCUUGUGAACAGUUUGGUCAAUAUAUGUCUUAUUGCUAUGCAAAAUGUCUUCUCGUCAGUGCUAGCUGUUUGGACGAAUUUAGUCCAUGCCAUUGUCACUUUAGAGCAGCUUGCUAUAGCCGUACUCUCUCAACUUUCCAGCAACGCCGUGGCUGUUGCUAUUUUAUUGUGGAGUCCAUGCCAGCAUGCUCUGGAAGUUGUGGCAUCACUUAGCCAGAACCUAGGAGUAAUAAUCGUCAAAGAUCUCUACAUGAUCCCAGUACUGGUCUUACUCAUUUUAGUCUGGUGUUUGCUAAGGAGUCCUGCAACGCCUGUCUUCCAACAGUUUUGUGAUACAAUGAGCAGGCUGUACCAAAUAUUUAGGAUGUUUGUUUUUGUUCUGAUAAACUCAGAGAUUUGGACGUGGGCAGCCAACAAGUAUCUUCAAUUGAUAAGAAUAUCCAGGACUGUUAUGGAGUUGGCCUGGAAUCUAAUAAGAACUAGGCCACAAAACACACCAGUGAGACCUGUUACAGCACAGAACAAUAACACAAGGUCGAUCUGGGUUCGGAAUAGGGUACCUCUCCGCAUACAGAAUCCAGUUCCGAGGCCUGCUCAGAAUCCUAUCCAUGUUCCUGUGCAAGACCCUGUUCCUGGACCGUCUGGUAGUCAGCGCAAACCUGAAGCCCCCAAAGUGGAUGAACAUGCAUCAGGAGAAGACCCAUGGAAGCUUCUCCAACAACAAGAAGAGAGCAAAAAAUGUGUUAUAUGCCAAGAUGAGAACAAAACUAUCCUCCUUCUUCCCUGUCGCCAUCUUUGUCUGUGCGCUGCCUGCAACCAGAUAUUGUUGCAACAGCCUAUUCUACAACGAAACUGCCCCUUAUGUAGGAAGAUGAUCUUGCAAACCUUGAAUGUCUAUAUCUAAUAAACAGCUAUUCUGAAGUAAGCAAGCAGCACUUUACUUAAGGUUAACUUAAGCCUGUGGCUUUAAUGUGAAAGUUCAGAAAAAAGUUUGAUUAAAAGGAUAUUCUAAGCACCAAAACUACUUUUGCUCACAGAAGCAGUUCCAGUAUAUAGAUCAUGUCCUUGCAGUUUCACUGCUCAAAUUUCUGCCGUCUUGGAAUUAAACCACUUUUGUUUGUGCUUCCCCGGCUGUGACUCACUCAUCGAACAUAAAAAUAAAUGGUUUCAUUUUCAAUCCGCAUAUUAUAUUCGCAUUAGAAUGUUAUCUCCUGCUUAGUUCAUUGAACUCUUAUCACAUACAGGAUGCUUCUGUAGGCUCUAGCCGGCUAUUAACCACGUAGGAGAUAAGAAAUUCAAACUUAAACAGACUGUGUAAUGAAGUGUAAACAUUUCUCUCUACAAGAAAUGUGUAGGAUACAUGCAAAGGACAUGCGGCUAGGGCUGCAUAAGCAAAGUGAUUUAAAUGAGCAGUUAGACGGCAGGGUAUGAUCUAUACACCAAAACCACGCCAUUAAGCUAAUGUUUUGUCGUUGAUAAUGUCCCUUGUAUGUUGGGAACAUGCUUUAAAAUGUGGAUUGAAAAUAUAGGAUCCAUACUGCCUUUAUUGAAGUCUGUAUAAACUGUACAUUCCUAACAUGUUUGUAAUAUUUUAGAUCAGUCACAUGGCACAACUUUUUAAAAUUUAUUUUUAUAUAUUAUUUUGAAGUGGGGCAAGAGGGAUCUAGUAAACCUGCUAGAGCUAGAUUGAACUGACAUACGUUUUUUUUUCUGCCACCUAUAAUUUCAUUAACAAACUGUUACCUCAAGAGAAUACUGCCACUUUUGUUAAGAGAUU
Messenger RNA from Pelobates fuscus (common spadefoot toad), 2559 nucleotides. It is a transcript of the gene RNF26, whose product is annotated as ring finger protein 26. Gene Ontology annotation, molecular function: ubiquitin protein ligase activity. The coding region runs from base 343 to 1686 and encodes 447 amino acids. NCBI's taxonomy places the organism in Eukaryota, Metazoa, Chordata, Amphibia, Anura, Pelobatidae. The transcript has 2 exons. The record is from RefSeq and is a predicted model, not a curated record. Gene Ontology annotation, biological process: protein ubiquitination; ubiquitin-dependent protein catabolic process.